Messenger RNA from Neoarius graeffei (lesser salmon catfish), 6480 nucleotides. It is a transcript of the gene akt3b, whose product is annotated as v-akt murine thymoma viral oncogene homolog 3b. The record is from RefSeq and is a predicted model, not a curated record. Gene Ontology annotation, biological process: protein phosphorylation. Bases 547 to 1986 code for a protein of 479 amino acids. The transcript is spliced from 15 exons. Lineage: Eukaryota; Metazoa; Chordata; Actinopteri; Siluriformes; Ariidae. Gene Ontology annotation, molecular function: ATP binding; protein serine/threonine kinase activity.
UCCCUGUAUCUAUGUGUGUGUGUGUUUGGCUACCUGACCGUCUGUGCGGCUCUUCGGUCGUGUUCAGGGUCAUUCGGUUCAUCAUCCGGUGCUGAGCGCGAGCGACGAUGGCGACAUCACGGGCGUCUUCCUUGCUUCCGUUUUGCUCGUGACCACUAGAGAGAGAGAGAGAGAGAGGGGGGGAGAGGCGCAUUAAACCGUGGAAUAAAAGGACGGAGGGUUUAUAUCGGAGCCCGGUACUGAAGAAGGGAGGGACCCGAGUGGGUGUCGGUGCGCGUGCUCGCCGUGGUCCCCCUCCUGGGGCGUGCGUAAAAGGCUGAGUCACCCACCACCCGAGCGCCCAAAGGGUCCCUUUUGCAGAGAGGGACGCGGUGAACAAGUGAGUGGACGCUGAAGUGUAGAAAACAGGAGGAGGAGAAGAAAGAGGGAGAGAGAAGGAGAGAGAGAAAGGAAGCACAGUGGCAGGGGUGGGACGAGCGACCCUGAGAGAAGAGGACGAGCACUGGGCUCCCCCCUGACCCCUAAACCCCUGAGCUCGGAGUCAUCAUGAACGACCAGAACGUGGUGAAGGAGGGAUGGCUGCAGAAGAGAGGAGAGUAUAUAAAGAACUGGAGGCCGCGAUACUUCCUCUUGAAGACGGACGGCUCCUUCAUCGGCUACAAAGAGAAGCCCCAGGACGCAGACUUCGCCUACCCACUCAAUAACUUCUCUGUGGCCAAGUGUCAGCUGAUGAAGACAGAGAGGCCGAAGCCCAACACCUUCAUCAUCAGAUGCUUGCAGUGGACCACUGUGAUUGAGCGAACCUUUCACGUGGACACACCUGAGGAGAGGGACGAAUGGGUGGAAGCGAUCCAGAUGGUGGCGGACAAGCUGGCCAAGCAGGAGGAGGAAGGAAUCCUGUGCAGCCCCACCACCCAGAUCGAGAUCGUCAACGAGGAGGAGAUGGACACCUCCAUCAGCCACCAUAAACGAAAGACAAUGAACGACUUUGACUAUCUGAAGCUGCUGGGCAAAGGAACCUUCGGGAAGGUGAUCCUGGUGAAAGAGAAGGCCAGUGGAACUUAUUAUGCAAUGAAGAUCCUGAAGAAGGAGGUCAUUAUUGCCAAGGAUGAAGUGGCCCACACUCUGACUGAAAGCCGGGUAUUAAAAAACACUAGGCACCCCUUUUUAACCUCUCUGAAGUACUCCUUUCAGACCAAGGAUCGUCUGUGCUUCGUGAUGGAGUACGUCAACGGCGGAGAGCUGUUUUUUCAUUUGUCAAGAGAGCGCGUGUUUUCAGAAGACCGGACCCGGUUCUAUGGCGCCGAGAUCGUUUCUGCACUGGAUUAUUUGCACUCUGCUAAAAUUGUUUACCGUGAUCUUAAGCUGGAGAACCUGAUGCUGGACAAGGACGGCCACAUUAAGAUCACAGAUUUCGGCUUGUGUAAGGAGGGCAUCACUGAUGCCGCCACUAUGAAGACGUUCUGCGGAACUCCCGAGUAUCUGGCACCCGAGGUGUUGGAGGAUAACGAUUACGGGCGAGCGGUGGACUGGUGGGGGCUCGGCGUGGUCAUGUACGAGAUGAUGUGUGGACGCCUUCCCUUUUAUAAUCAGGACCAUGAGAAGCUGUUUGAACUAAUACUUAUGGAAGAAAUCAAAUUUCCCAGAACCCUCUCUGCUGAUGCCAAGUCUCUGCUUUCUGGUUUGCUUAUCAAAGACCCUAACAAAAGACUGGGAGGAGGUCCGGACGACGCAAAGGAGAUCAUGAGACACAGUUUCUUCUCUACGCUGGACUGGCAGGACGUUUAUGACAAAAAGCUCCUUCCCCCGUUCAUGCCCCAGGUCACAUCUGAGACAGACACCAGGUAUUUUGAUGAGGAAUUCACAGCUCAGACCAUCACGAUCACCCCUCCGGAGAAGUUUGAUGAGGAUGGCAUGGACUCUGCUGACAGUGAAAGAAGACCUCAUUUCCCACAAUUCUCGUAUUCCGCAAGCGGGCGGGAGUGAAGCUCGCUCAUUAAUCGGCGCCAGUCUUUUCAUCCGAGGCCAUUUAAGGAAAUUACGUAGCCAUGCUAGGAAAAGUCUGCACUCCUUCCCCUCCUCUUCCUCCUCCUCCUCUUCCCUCCCCCUGUUUUCUCUUUAAUUAUUUAAUGACUUGGAAGUUUUCAUUUUGUUUGUUUGUUUGUUUUGUUUUUAUUUUCAAUGUUGGGAAAAAGGGGUUUUGCACAGAUGGGUUUGACUGAACGUAGUCGACCCAUGUAAAAAAAAAAAAGAGAGAAAAAAAGAAAGUCUUGUACAUUUUCAGCAUUGUUGUUUACAGCGGAUCAAGAAGAGUUUUUGUUUGUUGUUUUUUUUCUCUGCAUUAAAUUAUAGUGUUACUUGAAAGUUUGUGAAUUUUCAAGGUAACAGGUGAGUUGGCGCUUACCUUUAUAUUCUCUAUAUUUCUGUUUCAAUGUGACUUAAAAUAUCAUCGAAUUUUCGCACCAGAACCCAAUUCAACAAACGAGAUGAACAUAUUCUACCUGGUCAUUUAUUUUAUUGAGGAAAAUGAUCCAAUAUUACAGACCAGUGAGUGGCAAAAGUAUGUGAACGUUUGCUUUCUGACCCCCUUGUACAGUAAUAAGUGCAGCUCCGUGUUUGUGGUGACUGUUGAUCAGAGGAGUUUUAUCCCGUUCCUCUGUACAGAGCAGCUUCAGCUCUGGGAUGUUGGUGUGUUUCCUCUCAUGAACUGCUCACACAACAUUUCUGUUGGAUUAAAGUCAGGACUUUGACUUGGCCGUUCCAAAACUUUAGCUUUAUUCUUCUUUAAACAUUCUCUGCUAGAACGACUCGAUGUCCUGCUGCAUGACUCGCUUUCUCUUGAGGUUCAGAUCACAGACAAACGUCCUGAGAUUUUCCUUUGGAACUUUCUGGAAUAAUUUAGAACUCCUUGUUCCAUCCAUCCUGGACCAGAUGCACCAAAACAGGCCCAAACCAUGACACUGUACUACCACCACCAUGUUUCACAGAUGGGAUAGGGUUCUUCUGCUGGAAUGCAGCGUUUUCCUUUCUCCAAACAUAACGCUUCUCACUUCAACCGAAAAGUUCUAUUUCGGUCUCAUCCGUCCACAAAACUUUCCCAAUAACCUUCUGGAUUGUUCACGUGAUCUUUAGCAAGGUGUACUGAGGCAGCAGUGUUCUUUUUGGAGAGUAGUAACUUUCCCUUCGCAACCCUGCCAUGGACACUGUUGUUGUUCUGAUGGUGGACUCUUGAACCAAUCUGAGAGUUACCCUAAGCUCAGAAGUUACCCCAGGUUCCUUUGUGACCUCGUGGUCACAAAAAAAAAUUUACACAGAGAGGGAACAGUGAUGCUGAAUUUCCUCCAUCUGUGGAUUGACGAAGUCUGAUCUCUUUAGAGACGGUUUUAUAACCUUUUCCAGCCUCGUUAGCAUCAACAACUUGUUUUCUGAGGUCCUCAGAAAUCUCCAUGAUGCACUUCCACAAACACAUGAUGUGAAGAUCGGACUCUGAUAGCUCUCUUAAGAAAACCGGACACGCGCUCGUACCUGACUGAAAACACCGACUCUAAUUUCACCUCCAGAUUAACUCCCGAUCCUCGAGGUUCACGUCCUUCUGCCACUCGCUCAUCGAUAUUUAUCAUUUUCCUCAAUAAAUAAAUGACAGUGUGUAACAUUUUUGUUGAACUGGGCUCUCUUUACCUACUUUCAGGAUUCGUGUGAAAAUCUGCUAAUGUUUUAGAUCAUAUCUGUGCAGAAAUGUAGAAAAUUCAAAAGGGUUCAUAAACUUUCAAGCACCACUGUAGGUCCAUCAGUAUUACCACUGACGAUGAGCUCUUUGGUUUGUAUUUUUUUUGGGGGGGGGUUAUGUGUGCUUGUUUUGUUUUAAAGAGCCGUUCUGGGGAACAAAACCAAAAAUGUUGCCUUAUGUGUGCGGACAGACGGAUGGACAGAGAGACAGGGUUCUUGGCUCACAAAAACUUUUCUUAUCUUCAUGUUUCUGCAUGGCACUGUAUAACAUGUUCCACCUCUCGCACUUGGUGACAUUACGGGGGAAACGUGUACGAAAGACAGACACUAAGGUUUAUUUAUUUAUUCUUUUUUUCGUUCAAAAGGGAAAGAUUUAAGUUACAGUACACAAAACUGCCAAUUACCAUAACGUAAACCUCACUCAGGCAACGUCGAGCACAAACUACUCAAACCGGGGAGAGAGACACUGGGGGGUAGAAAAAGACACGGGGAGACAUAGAGAGAGACGGGGAGACGUACAGAGAGAAUCAGAUGGGGAGAGAGAUGGGAGGCAGAAAGAGAGAUGGAGAGACAUACAAAGAGAGGGAGCAAGACGGGGAGAAACGUAUAGAGACCGAGAUGGGGACAGAGAUGGGAGGUGGGGAGAGACGGGGAGAUAGAGAGAGACAGAUGGGAGGCAGAAAGACAGACGGGGAGACAUGGAGAGAAACCGACGGGGAGAAACGUAGCGAGUGAGAGAGAGAGAUGGGGAGGCAGAGAGAGAGAGGAAAAAACAGACGGGGGAGAAAGGGAGAGAUGGAGAGACAGGGAGACAUGGAGACAGAUGGGGAGAAACGUAGAGGGAGGCAGAGAGAGUGAGUGACAGACACUGGGAGAGAGAGAGUUAGAGACGGGGGGGACACAGGGACAGACGGAAAGACGUACAGGGAGACAGAUGGAAGAAAUGUAGAGAGAAAGACAGAUGGGGAGAUGUACAAAGAGACAGACAGGGAGACUUACAAAGAGACAGACGGGGAGAAAUGUAGAGAGAGAGACACUGGGGGAGAGACAGACGGGGAGACGUACAAAGAGACAGACGGGAGAAAUGUAGAGAGAGACAGACGGGGAGACGUACAAAGAGACAGACGGGGAGAAAUGUAGAGAGAGAGACACUGGGGGAGAGACAGACGGGGAGACGUACAAAGAGACAGACGGGAGAAAUGUAGAGAGAGACAGACGGGGAGACGUACAAAGAGACAGACGGGGAGAAAUGUAGAGGGAGAGACACUGGGGGAGAGACAGACUGGGAGAUGUACAAAGAGACAGACGGGAGAAAUGUAGAGAGAGACAGACGGGGAGACGUACAAAGAGACAGACAGGGAGAAAUGUAGAGAGAGAGACACUGGGGGAGAGACAGACGGGAGAAAUGUAGAGAGAGACAGACGGGGAGACGUACAAAGAGACAGACGGGGAGAAAUGUAGAGAGAGAGACACUGGGGGAGAGACAGACGGGGAGACGUACAAAGAGACAGACGGGAGAAAUGUAGAGAGAGACAGACGGGGAGACGUACAGAGAGACAGACGGGGAGACGUACAAAGAGACAGACGGGGAGACGUACAAAGAGACAGACGGGGAGAAAUGUAGGGAGAGGGACAGACAGGGAGAGUGAGUGUCAGAGAGCCAGGGGAGCUGGGCAGAGAGACAGACAGGGAAACGGGGGACGUACGGGGAGAGAUGGGGAGACAUGCACAGAGAGAGACAGACACGGGGGGACAGGGGCGAGAGGGAGGGAGAGAGAUGGAUGUGGAAAGGUUUGAUGUGGUUUUGCUGUUCCACAACUCAGCUACAGUAUAGACAGAAUGUCAGAGCGCUGAUCUGGGAUCAGUUUUUCACUGUUCUGGAGGAUUACUGAGAUUCUUCCUCUCGUGUACACACACAGUUGAGUGCAAAAAAGCUUGUUUUUGUUCUUGUUAGGAUGUACAAACAAUAAUUUUUGAAGAAAUAGUGUAAUUUACAAGCAGAAAGCAGAACACCCCCCAUUCUCCUUAAGAGAAUCCUUAAAAUGCCUGCAUGAUGUAUUUCCACAUCCGGUACACCAAAGUAAAGACAGCCACUUACCACUUUUUGCUAAACUUGCUAAUUAUUUUAUUUUAACGACUCUUUCUUUCGUUACUCAUUGAGCCUUAACCUUUAACUCUAGGUGUCUCCUCCUUUUUCUUCAUGUAAAAUAGAACACUGUACCUCUUAUUUCACAUUGUCUCGAAAAAUAAAAUCAUUUCAUUCUGAAAUUACUGAACCGCGGGUGUAUAAUAGAUAUAAAAGAGGAUGAAGGGUGGAGAUUUGGUCUGUGCACGUUGCGUCCGCUCAUUUAUAUCGUUCGGAAGUGAAAAAUCAGAACGUGGAACAACCUGGGGCUUGGCACUAAAACAGGAAAUGAAUUCAUUUUCAAUAAUUCAUAGAAUUAUUUUUUAAAUAAUAUAUAUUGACAUUUUUAAUUCCUUCUACUUGUUUCAUCACAUAAAAAUCUAGAAAUCAACUAUUCAGGAGGGGCGGCACGGUGGUGUAGUGGUUAGCGCUGUCGCCUCACAGCAAGAAGGUCCGGGUUCGAGCCCCGUGGCCGGCGAGGGCCUUUCUGUGCGGAGUUUGCAUGUUCUCCCCGUGUCCGCGUGGGUUUCCUCCGGGUGUGCUCCGGUUUCCCCCACAGUCCAAAGACAUGCAGGUUAGGUUAACUGGUGACUCUAAAUUGACCGUAGGUGUGAAUGUGAGUGUGAAUG